UGCUGAACGAGUCUUUCUGAAGUCACAUCUGAGGAUGUGCGAGAAAAUAUCCGGUUGCAAUUGACUGGCAGCGGCAGCCGGAUCACUAAAAGUGUCGUCUUCCCACGGGACCUCCUGUGAGCGCGUGAACGGACACCGAGCGCGGCGCGCGCUGAAGAUGAGCGCACUUGCCAUGUUACAACUUAAUAGCGCAGCCGCGAAACUGUAGUAUGGACCAGCUAUGUUGUCCAGAAAAGGACUCAUUCCCGAUGACUACUUCUUGACUCGGUUGGCGGAGAAUGUGUUACAGCCCAAAUUUAAAUCGGCUAAAUCGAGGACGGCGCGAUUCGUCGCCAAGAACGGAACGUGCAACGUCGCGCACACGAACAUACGCGAACAAGGACGGUUUCUACAAGACGUGUUCACCACUCUAGUGGAUCUAAAAUGGCUUCACACUCUGGUGAUCUUCACCAUGUCCUUCUUGUGCAGUUGGCUGUUGUUCGGGAUGGUCUGGUGGCUCAUCGCCUUCGCGCACGGAGACCUGGACCCGAAAGGUGACGACUUUGUCCCGUGUGUAACGGACAUCCACUCGUUCUCCUCAGCCUUUCUGUUCUCCAUUGAAGUCCAGGUGACCAUCGGUUUUGGCGGACGGAUGGUCACUGAGGAGUGCCUAUCGGCCAUCGUGAUACUGAUCAUUCAGAACAUAGUCGGCUUGCUGAUCAAUGCCAUCAUGCUAGGAUGCAUCUUCAUGAAAACCGCGCAAGCAAACCGGCGAGCGGAAACGCUCAUCUUCAGCAAACACGCGGUUAUAACCGUCAGAAACAACAAGCUGUGCUUCAUGUUUCGCCUCGGGGACUUGAGGAAGAGCAUGAUCAUCAGUGCCGCCAUCCACAUGCAGGUGGUGCGGAAAACCGUCACCAAUGAAGGCGAGAUGGUGCCUUUGGAUCAGAUAGACAUCCAGAUGGACAACCCGGUGGGCACCAACAGCAUCUUUCUGGUGUCACCCCUCAUCAUCAACCACGUCAUUGACAAAAACAGCCCGCUGUAUGAUCUAUCGGCGGCUGAUCUGCUGCACGAGGACAUUGAGGUGGUCGUCGUGCUGGAGGGGGUCGUGGAGACCACCGGCAUCACCACUCAAGCGCGGACAUCUUACCUGUCUGAGGAGAUCUUAUGGGGUCAGAGGUUUGUGCCGACGGUGUCUCAAGAAGAUGGGAUGUAUGCUGUGGACUAUUCUAAGUUUGGGAACACCGUUAAAGUGCCCACGCCGAGCUGCAGCGCGCGAGCUCUGGAUGAGGCGGGAGGACUGGAGAGGUUUAAACUGCAGGAGUCCAGCAGCAGGACAGGCGCAUCCGUGCGGAGAAGAGUCAAGUUCAGCACACCAAAGAAACCGGAAACUGUUGUGUCGUUAACCUCCUGAGACGUUUUACUAUCAUUUAUU
Molecule: messenger RNA, 1417 nt
Organism: Rhinichthys klamathensis goyatoka
Lineage: Eukaryota; Metazoa; Chordata; Actinopteri; Cypriniformes; Leuciscidae
Gene: kcnj11
Product: potassium inwardly rectifying channel subfamily J member 11
Exons: 1
Coding region: 221-1396 (391 amino acids)
Biological process (GO): potassium ion import across plasma membrane; regulation of monoatomic ion transmembrane transport
Cellular component (GO): plasma membrane
Molecular function (GO): ATP-activated inward rectifier potassium channel activity
Source: RefSeq, a predicted model, not a curated record